AGUUAGAAUAAUGUUUAACUUUAACGGCUUCGCGACUAACCCGUCGGCUGUCAGCAGACAACAGCAACAGAAGAGCAAUUUUUUCUAAGGAAGCAUACGAAAUUUGAGUACGUAUGGUCUAUGGAAUACGAAUCCACUGGAAAACGCUAUCGCCAGAUUCCGAUUAUGCGUGCCGACUCUCAAGCUCCACUUUUCGAGAUGGGGAAAUACCCUUGCGCAAAUCCUUCACAAAAUAGCAAGCAAGCUGCAAGUACUGUGCACAUGAAUAUAUCUUCCCCCUCUAUUUUUCAACACUAAAAUUUAAAGAUUCUGCAACGGAAAACGACCAGAGCGACAUAUCCCUGAAAAUACGCCACCCUGCUUUUUUAUCGUUACUGUAACUUGCGGCUUAUUCUUUAUCACUUGCUAUCUACCGAGUUUGCGAAACACGGUUGCGGGUUGCAUGUACCCAGUUUCUUACGAAGGAAUGGCUCAUGGAGGUGCUAUCCUUUGCGGAUCUGUCAACAGGAUCGCACAAUCUUCCUCUCGCAACUUCUCCGUCUCACCAUGGCUAAGUGUGAGGAGGCGGGACAACAAGUGUUUGGCUGUACCAACAAAACUGGAGAAAUACGAACAAUGUACAGAUGCCUAUGGCAAAACAGUGAACCGUUUCAAGUUAGCUCCGAACGGUAACGCUGGCCUAACGCAGGACGAAAUACUGGAGAAGGCCCUUGCUUUCUACCGAAUCAGUCCCCCGGAUCCCGGCAAACUAGGGGCAAAUCCAAAGGAACGCAUCCUAAAUUUACCUCCGCUGCCCAAGCCGAAGCCGCUUAAAGCGCCGGAUGGCAGUAUUAAUCCCGAGUUCUACAACCGCAAUCCGCGCAAUAUGGAGUUAAUGAAUCUUGCUCAUAAAGCGGUGGGCUGGGGCUUGGAAGCCAAACGGAGGGAUUAUUACAACAAGUUAGUACUUGAGAAAACUGAACAUCAUACAAAAGCGUAUGUGGAACAUAUUGAUGGCCGCGUAAUUGUUUCCGCAUCCACGGAGGAAUUGGCUAUAGCGAGACAUUUAUAUCGAAACACAGAUGUCAGCGCUGCGGAAAAUAUUGGCCGAAUUCUGGGCAGAAGGAUGCUGGAAACUGGCAUAAUUUUCGUCUACUCGCCUUACACCGAAGAGGAUAAAAAGUCCCAGAGAAUGCUAGCUUUCUUAAAUGCGUUGGCAGACAGCGGAGUGCAGAUGCAGGAAAGCGAAAGAAUACCUGCUUAUGAUCCACUGAAAGAUUCUUUCCCACCGUCGGAUCCAGAUAAACCUUACAGAUAAAUUUCUCUUCCAAAUAGCUUGUAUUUGUAGAUAAUUUGGUUUAUUUGUAGCCUAAAAAGCGCGAGUACCAUGUUUUGAAACUGCUGGAAUAUGACAUGCGAAUUGCGAUUAUCAGUUUUUCGAUAAAAUUAUCAAGAACUGCGGAUUCGGUAUUAUCUAGUAAACACUAAACAGACAAAAAA
This is a messenger RNA of Paramacrobiotus metropolitanus, 1479 nucleotides long. Its product is annotated as 39S ribosomal protein L18, mitochondrial-like. The record is from RefSeq and is a predicted model, not a curated record. The transcript has 4 exons. Gene Ontology annotation, biological process: translation. Gene Ontology annotation, molecular function: structural constituent of ribosome; 5S rRNA binding. Gene Ontology annotation, cellular component: ribosome; mitochondrion. Bases 443 to 1297 code for a protein of 284 amino acids. Lineage: Eukaryota; Metazoa; Tardigrada; Eutardigrada; Parachela; Macrobiotidae.